Trifolium pratense (red clover) is the source of this 4471-nucleotide messenger RNA. Its product is annotated as glutamate receptor 2.7-like. The transcript is spliced from 6 exons. Gene Ontology annotation, cellular component: plasma membrane. The coding region runs from base 88 to 3051 and encodes 987 amino acids. Gene Ontology annotation, molecular function: glutamate-gated receptor activity. Lineage: Eukaryota; Viridiplantae; Streptophyta; Magnoliopsida; Fabales; Fabaceae. The record is from RefSeq and is a predicted model, not a curated record.
AAUAGUAUAUAUAUAUAUAAUAUCAAGAAGGAUUGAGGCUUCAUUAAUUAUUAGCCACAUAUAUACUCCAUUAACUAAGAACACGAUAUGAAGAAGAAGGGUAAUCCAAUUAGCUUUGUUUACUUUGUGAUAUGCAUGGUUACUUGUUGGUGUCUAAAUGAUGGAAUAUUGGCACAAAGAAAUGAGACAGUGGUAGUGAAAGUUGGAGCUGUACUUGAUAUUAGCAACGGUCCUAAUGCUGCUGGGAUAAUAGGAUUGAGCUGCAUCAACAUGGCUCUCUCAGAUUUCUAUCACUCUCAUUCUCAUUACAAAACUAGAAUCCAAAUCAUCCUUAGAGAUUCUCACAAGGACGUGGUCACUGCUGCUGCACACGCUUUGGAUCUCAUAAAAAAUGAGGAAGUGCAAGCCAUAAUGGGACCAUCAACAACAAUGGAAGCAAUUUUUGUGAUUCAACUAGGAGACAAAGCACAAAUACCCAUUGUAACCUUUUCAGCAACAAGUCCUUCACUAGCAUCACUUCAAAGUCCAUAUUUUUUUCAAAUAUCACAAAUUGAUUCAGCUCAAGUUAAAGCAAUCACAUCAAUUGUACUAGCUUUUGGUUGGAAACAAGUUGUCCCAAUUUACAUAGACAAUAGUUUUGGUGAAGGACUCAUACCUUAUUUAACCAAUGUUCUUCAACAAGCCAAUAUCAAAGUACCUUAUCUAAGUGCAAUUUCUCUUUCAGCCACAGAUGAUGCUAUCACUCAAGAGCUUUAUAAAAUAAUGACUAUUAUAUCCACUAGAGUAUUUGUUGUGCACAUGUCAACAAAUCUCGGGUCUAAACUUUUUACCUUAGCAAAAAAAAUAGGGAUGAUGAGUCAAGGUUAUGUUUGGAUAGUAACUGAUAGUAUGGCUAAUUUAUUCAAUUCAUUUGAUUUUAAUGUGAAGGAAUCAAUGGAAGGUGUAUUGGGUGUUAGGACUUAUAUUCCAAAAACAAAAAAGCUAGAUGAUUUUAGAGUUAGAUGGAAAAGAAAAUUCAUUAGUGACAAUCCAACACUUGUUGACACAAAUUUGAACAUUUUUGGAAUAUGGGCUUAUGAUGCUACAAUUGCAUUAGCAAUGGCUAUUGAGAAAGUUGGAAUUGGAAACACCAAAUUUGGUUACAAUGAGAGCAACACAUCAAGCAAUUACAACAUACCUGAUUUUGAAAAGUUUGGUAUUGCACAAAAUGGUGACAAAUUGAGUGAAGCCUUGUCAAACACUAGCUUUAAUGGUCUUAGUGGUGAUUUCAAUGUUAUUGGUGGAAAGUUACAAGCAUCAACAUUUGAGAUAAUUAAUAUGAUUGGUGAUGGGGAGAAGAGGGUUGGAUUUUGGACACCAGAUAAAGGGUUGACUAGAAAUUUGGACUCAAAAGGCAACAUGAGCAAUAAUAGCAGAUAUUCUAGUUCUAAAGAUGAUCUUGGAUCAAUCAUAUGGCCAGGGGAUGUGUACUCUAUUCCAAAGGGAUGGGAAAUUCCUACUAUUGGGAAGAAGUUGAAGAUAGGUGUUCCAAUUAAAAGUGGAGAUAAUAACUACACUGAGUUCUUGAAAGUAACAUAUGAUCAUAGUACCGAUACAACAAAAGCCACUGGUUUCUGCAUUGAUGUCUUCACAGCUGUGGUGGAUAUUUUGCCUUAUGACUUGCCAUAUGAAUUUGUUCGAUAUGCAAAGCCUGAUGGUGAUGAGAUGGCAGGAACAUAUGAUGAGUUGAUCAAUCAACUUUAUUAUGGGAACUUUGACGCGGUAGUGGGGGAUAUUACAAUCACUGCAGAUAGAUCCAACAAAGUUGAUUUCACAAUGCCAUACACAGAAUCUGGUGUGACAAUGGUUGUUUCAAUGAAAGACAGCAGGAAGAAAAAUGCAUGGGCUUUUUUGAAGCCACUGACAUGGGAUCUUUGGGUAGUAUCAGCUUGUUCAUUUGUAUUCAUUGGAUUUGUUGUAUGGGUUCUUGAACAUCGAGUAAACAACGACUUCAGAGGACCACCCUCUCAUCAGAUUGGCACAAGCUUAUGGUUUUCCUUCUCAACUAUGGUCUAUGCUCAUAGAGAGAAAGUGGUGAGCAACUUGGCUAGAUUUGUUGUGGUUGUAUGGGUUUUUGUGGUUUUAAUUCUGGUUCAAAGUUACACUGCAAGCUUGACUUCACUUUUAACAGUUGAACAACUAAGGCCAGCUAUUACAGAUGUUGACCAACUUCUAAAGAAUAAGAUGAAUGUUGGCUAUCUCAAAGGUUCUUUUGUUUAUGGAAUUUUGAAGAACUUGGGUUUUCCAGAUUCUCAGAUUAUUACUUAUCAAUCACCUGAAGAAUGUAAUGAGCUUUUCAUAAAAGGAAGUGUAAAUGGUGGCAUUGAUGCUGCUUUUGAUGAAGUUCCCUAUGUUAAGCACUUUCUUGGAACUUAUAGUUGUUCAAAGUAUGUCAUGGUUGAACCAAGAUUUAAAGCUGGUGGUUUUGGAUAUGCUUUUCCAAAAGGCUCACCUCUUGUGGCUGAUAUUUCAAGGGCAAUCCUAAAUGUGACUCAAGGAGACAAAAUGAGAACAAUUGAGAAGGCAUGGUUCAAGGAAGCUAUUUGUCUAGAUUCUAAUAAAGAAAUUUCCUCUAAUAACAAUCUUGGACUUGAAAGCUUUUGGGGACUAUUUCUCAUUGCAGGGAUUGCUUCCCUAUUAGCACUCCUAAUCUUUGUGGUAACAUUUCUAUAUCAGCACAAACAUAUAUGGUUAAACAAUGAUCCAAAUACUUCAAUAUGGCAACGAGUUUGCAUCUUGGUAAGAAUAUUUGAUCAAAGAGACUCGAACUGUCACACAUUCAAGAAAAGUGAAAAUAAAAUUAAAAGCGGUAAUAGUCGUCAUCAUCAUGAUGAAGAUGAUUUAGGCCCAUCUCUAGGUACACAUUGUCCUCCUAGUCCAUCUAGUCAAACUGAAUCAAAUGUUUCGGUUUAUGGCGACUUUAGUCCAAACAGAGAAAUGGAUGUUGUACAAAUUACUAACCAAGAAGUUUCUUCUGUGCAUUGCAAUGAAAUUAACUUACAAGCAACAUGACCUCAUCUACAAUUGUAACAUGCAAGCUCCUAGUUAUUGUAUUGAUUCAAGAUUAGUUUUAUGUCCCAAUUGCGAAAGCUCAUAAAUAAAUAUAUAGAAUUUCGCCAUAGUCUUCCGCUUUCCCUUUUCUGAUCGUUUCUGCUUCUCCCUUCUUCUCCCAUGUUCGUUUCUUCACCUCGCCCCAUUCGUACAAAUCUCCUAUUUGCAUUCUUCUAUGUCAUUAAAAUCAGUAUACUUGAUCGUUCGAGCUAGCUUUUGGGAUGAGAUCCAACCCCAUAUAACAUGGUAUUAGAACCCCAUAUAACAUGGUAUUAGAGCCGAGAUAAAGAUAGCAAUGUGAGAAUUGGACUCAGGCUCACAUUAGGCAUGGGGUGUGUGGUGAAGUUGUUUGAAGUUACGCAUUGUUUAGGUUUCCGGACUGUUGAGUGUAUAAAUGUGUUUGAGUAUCCUCAUCCUUCGAGCUAGUUACUGAUAUGAGAUCCAAGCCCAUUCGCACAAAUCUCCUAUUUGCAUUAUUCUAUGUCAUCAAAAUCAAUUGAGCAUGUGAAGACGAAGGAAAAAUUGCUCGUGUGGAAUCAAAAGGUUUAAUGGUUUGUGUUCUUUUCAUGUAAGGUUUAAUGUUUGUUUCUGGUUUGAUAAAACAAUAUUUGGGUAUGAAUGUCUAUGCUUUACUGGGCUUGAUUGCUUGCAUUUCAAUUUUGCAGUUCUAUUCUACAGUUUCUAGGUUUGCUUGCAUUUUCCAUUUCACAUUUCCAUGUGUAAUGACUCAUUUCUGGUGUGAUUUGGGCAGUUUAUAAGGCAGAAAAUGAUGCAAAUAUGCAACUAUAUAUUUUUAUUUGUUUGACGAAGAAAUGAGUAAUCAAACCAAAGCGGUCGAGCCUGUUUCCUAAGAGGUCACUUGGUUGAGGAUUUGUUCUUCAACUUAGAGGUACUCAGUUCGAUACCCGGCACCAAGAAAAACCAAAGUGGUCGAUGAGUUAAAGAAUCGGGAAAAUGAGACACAAAAUAAUUGAGGAUGGGCUGAAGUUGAAGAUUAAAUUCAUGGAAUCUUUCCUUGUUUUAUCUUAGGUGUUUGAAAUCUUCUUGACUAGAAAUUUCACCGUGAAAUAAGUAGAGUGUUCGGGAUUCGAACUCCAGCUUUGUAUAUAUAAUACGAUAUUCCUAACAAUUGAGCUAAGUUCACGGGGAUCGUAUAAAACUACGUAUUUUAUAUCAUCAAUGUAGAUAUCUAUUAAAAUCAAAUAAAAAUAGAGUCAUAUGUUGAAAAUUUUGUAUUAAACAACCGGAUGAAAACAAGUAAACAACCAUGACAUAGUUAAGAAAUUUCUAUGCAGCUGAUAUGCAUUAUGGUUGAAUGUUGAUUAUAUUCACAUUUGUCACUCAGUAAUUAAAUAUUUGUCUGUGCGUUAAUUGAAUUUGA